Messenger RNA from Ochotona curzoniae (black-lipped pika), 1500 nucleotides. RefSeq names its product MORN repeat containing 4 (gene MORN4). The record is from RefSeq and is a predicted model, not a curated record. The transcript has 5 exons. Bases 120 to 560 code for a protein of 146 amino acids. NCBI's taxonomy places the organism in Eukaryota, Metazoa, Chordata, Mammalia, Lagomorpha, Ochotonidae.
GUGGGGCAGGUACUGGUGAAACUGACUGAGCGCCGCGGUCCGGGUGGAUGGAGCCGCGUCUCUGGGCGUGAUUGUCCUGAAAGACCGAGCUCAGUUUUCGUUCUUCUGUAACCAUCACCAUGACCCUGACAAAGGGCUCCUUCACCUACUCCAGUGGGGAGGAAUACCGUGGCGAGUGGAAGGAGGGCCGCAGGCAUGGCUUCGGUCAACUGAUGUUUGCAGAUGGUGGCACCUACCUGGGUCAUUUUGAGAAUGGGCUUUUUAACGGCUUCGGGGUGCUGACCUUCUCAGAUGGGUCAAGGUAUGAGGGGGAGUUUUCCCAGGGCAAGUUUAACGGUGUCGGAGUCUUCAUUCGACACGACAACAUGACCUUUGAGGGGGAAUUUAAAAAUGGUAGAGUCGACGGUUUUGGCCUACUAACUUUCCCGGAUGGCUCCCAUGGUGUGCCACGCAAUGAAGGCCUAUUUGAGAAUAACAAGCUGCUGAGGCGUGAGAAGUGUUCAGCCAUCAUCCAACGGGCCCAGGGUGCCUCCAAGUCGGCCAGGAGCCUCACUGCCUGACGGGGUCCUGGGCACCAGCUGGCGAGGAACUGGAAGGCGAAAGGCCUCGCUGUGCAGCCUCUGUGAACUAGCGGGGCAGAUCAGAGCCACCAGCAGAACCGUGGAGAAGCAGCCCAGCACUGCAGUCCUCCCUGUGGGUCAGGUGCUCUCUCAGUCACAGGAAAUGGUGAAGGGGCUGGCUCGUGGGCCCUGCCGCCUUGGCCAGCAGUCUUGCCAUUUCUUCCUCCUCAUGUGAACAAGGAAGAGGAAAAGCCACCUUGACUCCCUUGUUACCUUAUUCCUACGCCUUAGGAUUACCCAGUGCACACCACCUGUGGCCUGUUCCCACCUUCGGCCGAGUGACAGAGAAUCACCUCUUCACUCUGGCUUUACAAGGGAAAGAUGUGCCCCUGCGAAGAGUGGUGAGAGGGCUGGUGACCUUGGCUUUGGCUGGACAGGCUGUUGUCCUUCCCCUGCAGCAGAUACUCCCCCACGGGGCCUCUCUCUUCUUAGCUGUCAGCCAGGAACCCUUGAUGGGAUCAUCAGGAAAGACACACGUAUUAGUCAUUUAUCCAACCUGUAUUUGUUGCUUGCACCAGGGCAAAGGGCAGAGGGAAGCAGGUCACCUGACAUCCCCCAGGCAGGGAUGGCGUGCGCUGAUGGUGUGUCAGCAUCAGCCACACCACCUGCAUCCUAGGACUGUGGUGGACUAAGGGACAUGGCUCCCUGCCUUUGGUUCACUGUGACUCUUCUGCCAUGUGGCCUGGGAUCGGCUCUCUGCUGAUAGGAUUCCUGCCCAAUUGUUACCCUGUGACCCACACACUCGUCCCAGUCCUGAUCCUCACACUGCUUGUCCCUCGGCAGUAGUUUGUGGUGGAAAUCAUAGCCGUGUGCCUCUAUUUAUUCACUGAAUUGUACUGUACAACAAGUGUUCGUGAAGAAUAAACAAAUCACAAGAACU